Argiope bruennichi is the source of this 1291-nucleotide messenger RNA. RefSeq names its product chromobox protein homolog 1-like. The record is from RefSeq and is a predicted model, not a curated record. The transcript has 5 exons. Bases 85 to 663 code for a protein of 192 amino acids. Gene Ontology annotation, biological process: chromatin organization; negative regulation of transcription by RNA polymerase II. Gene Ontology annotation, cellular component: pericentric heterochromatin; nucleus. Gene Ontology annotation, molecular function: chromatin binding. NCBI's taxonomy places the organism in Eukaryota, Metazoa, Arthropoda, Arachnida, Araneae, Araneidae.
GCUGAAGUGGAAUUGAACUGAAGUGAAAUAAAUCAUUCUAUUGUACGAGCUUUCGUGGUUUCGCAGGGUUUUGCUUUAGAAAAAAUGUCUAAGAAAAGUAAGAAGGAUGAUAAAAAAGCUGUCCCUGGGGAACCUGAGGUUCCUGCUGAUGAGCCUGAAGAAUUCAUUGUAGAAAAGAUCCUUGACAAACGGAUAGUUGCUGGAAAGACUGAGUAUUUUCUUAAAUGGCAAGGAUAUCCGGAUUCAGAAAAUACUUGGGAACCUGAAGAGAAUUUGGAUUGUCCUGAAAUCAUUGAAGAGUUUGAAAAAAAUUGGAAUAAAAAAAGAAAAGAGUCAUCUGAAAAGAAAAGAAAGUUGAAUGGAGCGGAGCAGGGAACUGAAGCUCCGGCGAAGAAAAAGUCAGAGGAGGAAAAGCCCAGAGGAUUUGAUCGCCAACUUGAACCUGAAAGAAUCAUUGGUGCUACUGAUAAUGGUGGAGAAUUGAUGUUUUUGAUCAAAUGGAAGGGAUGCGAUGAAGCAGAUCUUGUCCCAUCUAAGACGGCAAAUGUGAAGUGCCCUCAAAUUGUAAUUAAAUUCUAUGAAGAAAGAUUGAUAUGGCAUUCUGGCAAUACUUGCGAUGAUGAUGAAGGUGGUGAGAAAGAAGGAAAGAAGAGUGCUGCUUGAGUUUUCUUUUGCUUUUACAAUUUUUAACGGUGAAAUUGUCUCCAUCAUGUAAAUAUUCAUUUUGUGAUAUUGUUGUUUGACUGGAAUAUCAUUGUUACAUAACCAGCAUGCUGCAUUCAAAAGAAAUGAGGUGUAAAGAUGUUUAAAUGUAGUGAAAUUUCAUUUACUUACGAAUUUUGUAGUGUUAAGAAAACCUUACAGAUUUAAGGUCAAAAUUUCUUGUGUUUCCUUCAAGUAGCAACUGUGUAUGUGAAAUUUGUCUCACUCAAGUUUUUAAAUGUCUUCUUAACAUCAGGCAUCGGAAGUCUAUGGAGUUAAGAAUCAUUUUUCUUGGAAAUAAGAAUUUACAAUAAGAUUAUUAUUGUAACUGAAAUUUCUUUUCUUUCUAGCUCAUUCAACUACAUGUUUAAUGUCUUAUAUUGUAAUUUUAAUUCCAUUUUAAAUAAAUAACCUGGUUUCAAAAAGUUGUAUUUUUUUUCUGCCUUGGAAUGCGAGAAGUUAAUUCCUUUAUACAUUUUAUAAUUUGUUAACUAUAUUUCAUUUAUUUAGUUCUGUUUUCCUGUCAGUCAGUUGAUGUUGAAAGUUUCCUGGUAUGAAAUUCAUAAUAAAUAAAGCUACAAUAUUUGUA